CAGGCUCACGAAACCACUUCUGUCCCCAACAGGCAACUGUUCUGCGACUUUGGCCCGGAGAUGAUCGUGCUGGAUACGAACGGGGAGCAGCCUCUGAGCGCCAUGAUCUCCAUGAUCACCAAGGACAACCCAGGGGUGGUGACCUGCCUGGAUGAGGCGAGGCACGGCUUCGAGACCGGCGACUUUGUGACCUUCACCGAAAUCCAGGGCAUGAAGGAGCUCAACAACUGCGACCCAGUGGAGAUCAAAGUCUUAGGUCCAUACACGUUCAGUAUCUGCGAUACCUCAGCGUUCUCUGAUUACGUCCGCGGGGGCAUCGUGACUCAAGUGAAAAUGGCCAAGAAGCUGAGCUUUGUGAGUAGCAGAGCACAUGCGCACACGCUGUCUUGCCUCGCAUGCCGGCCCGCGUUCCUCAGACCUCUCCGCUGACUGACCGGCGAUUGUCUCUCUCUCUCUCUCUUUUC
Molecule: messenger RNA, 464 nt
Organism: Chiloscyllium plagiosum (whitespotted bambooshark)
Lineage: Eukaryota; Metazoa; Chordata; Chondrichthyes; Orectolobiformes; Hemiscylliidae
Source: RefSeq, a predicted model, not a curated record